AUGGAUCGAGCUCACAAGUGUGCCUUUUACACUGGUAUCGAUCUCGACCGCCACCACGUGCGCAGCACGCACCGCAAGGCUCCCAAGAGCGACAAUGUGUACCUCAAGCUUCUCGUGAAGCUGUACCGCUUCUUGACCCGUCGCACCGACUCCAACUUCAACAAGGUCAUCCUGCGCCGUCUCUUCAUGUCGCGCAUCAACCGCCCUCCCGUCUCCAUCUCCCGCAUUGUCGGUAACUUGGACAAGGAGGACAAGCGCACCGUCGUCAUCGUCGGCACCGUCACUGACGACAACCGUCUCCUGACCGUCCCCAAGCUGACCGUCGCUGCCCUGCGCUUCACCGCCACCGCCCGCGCUCGCAUCACCGCUGCCGGCGGCGAGGCUAUCACCCUCGACCAGCUUGCCCUCCGCGCCCCCACCGGUGGCAACACCCUCCUCCUCCGCGGACCCAAGAACUCCCGUGAGGCCGUCAAGCACUUCGGCAUGGGUCCCCACAAGCACAAGAAGCCCUACGUCGAGUCCAAGGGCCGCAAGUUCGAGAAGGCCCGUGGUCGCAGAAGGUCCCGCGGUUUCAAGGUCUAA
Messenger RNA from Colletotrichum acutatum, 582 nucleotides. Its product is annotated as eukaryotic ribosomal protein L18. The record is from RefSeq and is a predicted model, not a curated record. Gene Ontology annotation, biological process: translation. Gene Ontology annotation, cellular component: ribosome; cytosolic large ribosomal subunit. The transcript has 4 exons. Bases 1 to 582 code for a protein of 193 amino acids. Gene Ontology annotation, molecular function: RNA binding; structural constituent of ribosome. Lineage: Eukaryota; Fungi; Ascomycota; Sordariomycetes; Glomerellales; Glomerellaceae.